Molecule: messenger RNA, 1321 nt
Organism: Arachis duranensis
Lineage: Eukaryota; Viridiplantae; Streptophyta; Magnoliopsida; Fabales; Fabaceae
Exons: 3
Coding region: 1-750 (249 amino acids)
Source: RefSeq, a predicted model, not a curated record
AUGAGGAGAGGAGGAGGGAAGCUCGUCGCGCCGCGCGCUGGGCGCCACCAUUGCCGCCGCAUCGCCGCCAGAACUGCGGGAGUGACAGAGGGCAGCUCACCGCGUAGCGCCGCCUCUACAGUCCAUGCCGGCCUGGAACCACCACCAACACGUCUUGCCGUCACCACCCACACUCGAGGAGGAGAGAGAUCGAGUAGAGGGAGGCGCAAAGAGGGAGUGGGAGUCACGGCCAGCUGCGUCCUCAUCGCCGGAAAGAGGAAUCCGUUGCUGCGACGUUGCUGCUACCGUGGCUGUCGCGGUGUUCACCGCGUCUCUGGCCGCCGCCGGCAAGGUUCGAUCAGAGAGAAGCUUGAAAGACAGGGAGAUCGACGGGACGAAGUGGGUGAGCCGCGUCGGCGCCGUUGGGGUCUCACCGCCGCCGUCCCCGUGGUGGCUGGUGUCGUCGUCGGAGAAGGCCACCGGAGUUGCUGUCUGCCUCUGCCUCGGGGUUCUGCAAGCUGCCGGAGCCCACUGCCGCCAGAGCUGCCGAGAACCACCGCUGUGGCUGCCGCUGGGAUUGUGAACGGAAGGAGGAGAUGUUGUUUUCGUUACAGCCACUCCCGGAGGAGAAGUCAACCGCGCCGCCUGCCGAGUCACCGGAGAACUCUUCCGCUGCUAUUAUCAGAAAUUUGGGCCGCUGCCAUUAUUCAGAAUUUAUUAACGGAGCCGCUGCCAAGUCGAUUUGGAGUUUCGGCUGUUUCGUUUCGUUAAUUUAUGUUGCUAUGGUUAUUGCGAACGUGACUGGGAGCUGAGGUUUUGGUUACCGUCAGUUUGGUUUGAGGCGGAAAGGACUUGAUGAGGCAUUUUGGUUAUGGAAUUGCGUUUUGAGGUAGGGGCGCUUUCCAAAAACUAUAUUUUAUAUGCCGGAAUUAUUACAUAUGGGUACUAAUGUGAGAUAAUGUAUUUGGUGAUUGUAUAAGCCUUAUGUGAUGUUGAUUAUCCUGGAUGAAUGUAAUUAUAUGUUUGAAUGGAUUAUUAUUUGGUUCGGAUGAACGAACUGUUGUGUGGUUUUGUGAAACAUAAUGCCGUCCAAGUUGAUUCUUUAGAGAUUUGAAAUAUGAGUUUAAUCCGUUGAGGAUUGGUUUGAAUUGAGUCAAUUAUUUGAUGAUGUGAAAAAUAGAAUACUCUUGAAAUUCAGCCUGGGUUGCUUUAAUUAAUUUGGUCUUUGAUAAAUGAUUUAUUGCUAAACCGAUUCUUUAAAGCUUUGGAAAUGAGUUGAUUUUGAAAUGGUAUCCUUGAGAUACGCCACUGAGGCGAUUGUUGGAUUUAGCUUGUUUUAAAU